Caenorhabditis angaria is the source of this 1688-nucleotide messenger RNA. The record is from the annotation of a GenBank genome assembly. NCBI's taxonomy places the organism in Eukaryota, Metazoa, Nematoda, Chromadorea, Rhabditida, Rhabditidae.
AUGACAAUCUCGUUAUUUCGUCAGUCGCGCGCGGCUGUGCGUCCCAUCGAUAUUUUAGAUUUUAGAACAAUUAAAAUUUCAGCUAAAAAUAAGAGUUGAACAAGAAGAAAACGUGCAAAAUAUAUAUAUAUCAUCAUUCCGAAAAAAUAAGAACCUUGGAAGAGAACCGAAAUGGCCUAAAAAACCAAGACUACAGUAGACUUCGCGAAAUUUUGGAGUCCAUUUGAAAAAUAAAAUGCGAAAUUUACACGCUGGCUAUUUGCCAACCAGUUUGAUGUGCAUGUGUCACGUCAUUUUUAGUCUACUGUACGUGAGCGCUAAUUCAAACAGAGGGUUUCUUUUUUUUUCGGAAUGACAAUAACAAAUUGGGUGCAAAAGUUUUGUAAAAAAUUAAAAAUGAAAAAUAUUUUUGAAGGACUCGAAUUCGCGGCAAACACUUAGAUGUGCAUGUACAGUAAUCAGAACGUUUGAUUGCGAGGGAAUUUUGAAAAUUUUGGGGUCUGGGAUGGAAAUUUUGGAAAAAGCUGGAAAUAGCAAUCCAAAUUGUGGUUUGCGCAGGGAAAAUGAAUACCUACUAAAAUUUAGGAACAAGGUCAAAUCAAAUCCCGUUGUCUAGCAGAUUUCUGAUAGUGAGAAAAAUGUGGAAUUUCAGAUUUUUUGACAGUUCUUCAAGAUUUUCAUAAUAUUUUUCAUUUACAUAAAGGUUCAGUACAACUUAUUGAAAUUGAGAAGUUUCAAAAUUUUCUAGAGAAAAACCAUCAGAUCCCAUUUUUUGUAUAUUUCCAACCAAAAAUCAGAAAAUUUCAGUCGAGAGAUUAAACAUUUUUAGGCAAAGCAUCAAGGGCUUCCAGAUGCUUGUUUUAAAUUUCAAAUUCUACAGCGAAAAGUUUAUAAAAACUUCGGAGAACUUAAUAUUUCGGUUCGAAAUCCCUGUUCUGAAAUUCCAGAUUUCCAGUCAGAACCAAUUCAGCCAGCUAGCUUAAGAAAGUCCAGUCAAAGAAGAACCACAAAAAACAAAUCGUGUUGAGAAGAGAGAAGUUCCAACUACUUCGACUCAUCAACCUUCAUCUUAUGAUGUUGAUUCAGAAUUUUUGACAAGCAGUGAUGGAACUGAUGGAUUUUUUUUGGAUGACAGUGAGGCAACAAAGCAGCGAAAGACUGAAGUUUGUUGAAAUUUUUGCGAUUUUAUUAUAUUUUUUUCAGGAAUAUGAAAGAAAGAAGGAUGAAAAGGAAAGAAAGAAGAUUUUACAGAAAAAGAAGCGAGAAGAGAAUAAACAAGUAGCUCCACCAGUUCGAGGUAAUUUGAAACAAACAAACUGCUGUUGCAAGUUGAAAAUCAGAAAUAAGUUGCAACUUGCAACUUAUUUCUGAUUUUCAUUUUUUUUUCAGUUUUCCAGUCUGCGUUUGAUAAUGAUAAUGAUGAAACAAUCGAAAACAAUUCUUCGAAUAACACCAAAAAAUCAUAUGCAUCAACAUCUGCUUUGCCUGUAACUUCAGUUAAUGCUGAUGUAUGUUAUUAUUUAUAUCCUGAAUUUAAAUCUCGAAAACAAUUGUUUUUUCAGUCGAAUCUUCUUGGAAAAGCUGCACGACCUCAGGUUCCACACGAACCAUCUGAAGUUCAAUUACUCAGGAAUCGCGAAGAAGAAGGCGAAAAUUCGAGAAGAAGAAUGAAUCUAAGAGAAGAAUAA